AUGUUAAAAUUAGAAAUUUCUGUUGGAAGAAGCGCUAAGAAAUUGAUCCAUAUUAUUAUAGCACCAGCAGAAAAUCGACCCAAGUAUCGGGCUGGUCGCAAACUAACAGCAGUUAAGGUAUACACUGUGAACCAAGAAUCUCGCUAUUUAGUGAUAGAGAAUGUGCCUGCACUUCGUCUCACUGAUAAGCUUCUCGAACUGGUCUCAUUAUAUGGAACGGUAGAAGAAUACCGACAUUUAGAUGAUUAUCCCAGUGAAGAAUUUACAGAUGUCUAUUGGAUCAAGUUCCGAGAUCUUAAGGAAGCACGCGCAGCCAAGAAACAACUAGAUGAUAAAGUGUUCUACCAAUCUCCUCUUCGAGUCCGCUAUGGGCCUGAAUAUGAAAGCGUUGAGGAUACAAGGCAAAAGUUACAAGAUCGACGAAAUACUGUUGCUUCGAAGCUUCGCGGACAGAAUUACGAAAGUAGUAGCAGAGAUAGACAGAAAACGGUCGUAGAAAACAGGAACUCUACUGUGUCAGAAGAUCGGUCGAUUGGGCAAAUGCAACAGAAUAUACAAGCGAACGCACAGGAUAAGCCACCAAUACCAGGUAUAGGCUACCCAUCAGUAUCAACGCCAGCGCCGCCAACGACGACACCAAGACCAACAACAAUAGCGUCAACGUCAGCAUCGCAAUCUAUAGCAAGUGGCAUCAGCACUGCGUAUAAAGAAGAAACAGAUACCAACUCUUCGCUAUCCAUCGAUCCGAUAUCCUCUACAGUCCUCUCAAUCCGUCAAAGACUAAAAUAUGCAUCAUCUGCAAAAUCGUCCCUCUCGUCGCGUAAUGAAAAUAAGAGCACAAAGGUGUUGGGCAAAGCUUAUUAUGACAAUGAAUUCGAGGAUAACAAUGUGCCUAAGCGUCGUAAAAGGAUAUGA
Molecule: messenger RNA, 915 nt
Organism: Paraglomus brasilianum
Lineage: Eukaryota; Fungi; Glomeromycota; Glomeromycetes; Paraglomerales; Paraglomeraceae
Source: the annotation of a GenBank genome assembly